Messenger RNA from Geodia barretti, 1113 nucleotides. Lineage: Eukaryota; Metazoa; Porifera; Demospongiae; Tetractinellida; Geodiidae. The record is from the annotation of a GenBank genome assembly.
AUGUCAACCAUCGCCUGCAAACUGGAGCCUACUCCAAUGAACUACCAGAACAUCCACUGCGGACUUCUCUCGAAACAGCCGCCGACUACCUCCGCUUUCGGCAAGCCUCCGCCGCUCAUCGCGGGUCGCCCGCCGGCGGAGCUAAGCUUGCCUCCUCCAAUGUUGCCUCUGCCUCCCCCUCUCUCCCCCGGCGAGCCUUACCCGUACUUCUACACCUCGUACCGAAGCCCCUACGACCCCCACACCCCUUGCUCUCCCUGCUCCCCCACGGACUUCGAUCUGCUACCGGAUCUGGGCCCCGAUCUCAACCCGGACGAGGUUUUCGGAGGAUUACCGCCGAUGGCCAUGCAGGACGUCAAGCUCUUCGACGGCUGUUUCGACUUUGGGAACCUCGACUUAGAUUCGGAUGGCGCCACUUCAGGCAGCGACUGCCUCACGCCGCUAACCCCCGACGAUCACCUGCAGUUCAUCAUGCCAGCCCCGCCGCCCAUCGGAGCCGAGACCGAGAUCGAGGUGAAGACGCUGCCACCUCCGCGGAAACCGAGGACCACCAGAAAGGCUGCAAACUCCAACAAUCCGCCGAAACAAACCCGACCGCGCAAGCGGAGCACCGCACGCGACGCGACGGAGGUGAGCUCGCUGGUGAAGCACUGCAAAAUUGCCGGGAAGGACGGUGAGGACUCCGAGCAGCCCUCUUCCACUGAGCCUGUGGCCACGGAGGUGGACGGUUCCAAGAUCUACUACUGCUCCUAUCCUUCCUGCGAGAAGGCCUACUCCAAGAGCUCCCACCUGAAAGCACACCUCCGAAGGCACACUGGAGAGAGGCCCUUUGCCUGCAACUGGCCCGGGUGUGACUGGAGGUUCUCUCGUUCGGACGAGUUGGCUCGACACGAACGAAAACACACUGGAGUCAAACCGUUUGGCUGCACCAUCUGCGGGAAGAAGUUCACCCGCUCCGACCACCUCUCAAAGCACGUCAAGAUCCACCUUCGACCGAGGAAACCACGUGGCGGUGGUCGAUCAAGGUCGCGGCGAAUCAGCUCUGUCUCAAGCGUCGAGGACCAAGUCUCUCCUCUCUCGUCCCCAUUUUCUACCUCUGACACCAGUCAGUAG